Malania oleifera is the source of this 1663-nucleotide messenger RNA. RefSeq names its product phosphoglycerate mutase-like protein AT74. Lineage: Eukaryota; Viridiplantae; Streptophyta; Magnoliopsida; Santalales; Ximeniaceae. The record is from RefSeq and is a predicted model, not a curated record. The transcript is spliced from 2 exons. Gene Ontology annotation, molecular function: phosphatase activity. The coding region runs from base 532 to 1419 and encodes 295 amino acids.
AUAUUUUUCCUACUAGAAAACUUCAAAAUUAAUUAAUAAAAUAAGAAAUGGGGAACUUUCAGAUCGAAAUUUCACAAAGUAUUAGAUAGGAGAACUUUCAAUGGAGGAUAUAAUGAUGAAAUUGGUGAACAUUCAACUCCAUAAUCAUGAAUAAAAGUAUGAGAUAGCAUUGCUUUCAAUUAAGGAGAUAAUUCUGUUAUCCUUUAUCUAAUGUGACGCACGGAGGGUUGGAUUUGAAGUUUGAACAUAGGGUUGGCAUCUAGAUGCCCCCACCAAGACACCAAGAAUAUUUUAGAAAAUCAUGAAGCAUUGAGUUCUCGUGUACAAAUCUGAAGUCAAAAGAAGAACAUUUGUGGGUAUAGAUCCAAUUCCGGAGUCCAGACCGCCAUUAUCUGUCAAAAGAGUGUAGCAGAAGUAAAAUUUCGCCAUUUUUCCCUAUAUAAAGGCAACCCAUAACAGGGAAGAAGACAGGGAUAGGUACAGAGGGAGAGGGAGAGAGAGAAAGAGGAAGAGGGAGGAGAUAAGAGAGUUAUGGUGAACCCCCAAAACAAGGCUCUGCCAAAGAGGAUAAUCUUGGUGAGGCAUGGAGAGAGCCAGGGUAAUCUAGAUGGGGCAGCCUACACCACCACUCCAGACCACAAAAUCCCGCUGACCCAGCAAGGUUUAGCCCAAGCCAGGCUCACCGGUGAGGGGCUCCGGCGGGUUAUAUUUGGCGACGGCGGAUGCGAGAGCGCGAGGGUCUACUUCUACGUGUCGCCCUAUGAGCGGACCCGAUCGACGCUUCGGGAGAUCGGACGGUCGUUCUCGAAGAAGAGGGUGAUAGGGGUUAGAGAGGAAUGCAGGGUGAGGGAACAGGACUUUGGGAACUUUCAGGUGGAGGAGAGGAUGAAGUUGGUCAAGGAGACGAGGCAAAGGUUUGGGAGGUUCUUCUACAGAUUCCCAGAAGGAGAAUCUGCUGCGGAUGUGUAUGAUCGUGUUUCAAGUUUUCUUGAAUCUCUAUGGAGGGAUAUAGACAUGAACAGAAUUCACCGGGACCCAACUCAUGAGCUAAAUCUUAUAAUUGUGUCGCAUGGACUAACCUCCCGUGUCUUUCUCAUGAAGUGGUUCAAGUGGACAGUCGAGCAAUUUGAGGACCUUAACAAUCUUGGAAACUGCGAGUACAGAGUAAUGCAAUUAGGAAGUGGGGGAGAAUACAGCUUGGCAAUACAUCAUACUGAUGAAGAACUGCAACAAUGGGGUCUCUCGCCCGAAAUGAUAGCUGACCAGAAAUGGCGAGCACGUGCAAAUAGGGGUGAUUGGAAUGAAGGUUGCCCUUGGUACCUUGAUGCAUUCUUUGAUCAUCUAGCAGACUCUGAUGAUGGUGCUGAAGAAAACACUGAUAAAGCAAACCAUACAAAUCGUUUGAAUAACUGUGCAUAAACUGCCUGGAAUCGGAUUGCAAAUUGUUCAUCCCCUACCUUUGAGGCUUUGAGUAUAGAAUUGGUAGAUCUGGACAAAAUCAGCAAUUUUGUAUAGUUUUGCUAAGUUUUGUCCGAUUGCGUACAAUUUUAAAUUCAAGGCUCAAAUUCAAUGUUCCUCACUAAUUCUGUUCUCAAUUUGUUCUUGAUUGUAAUUUUACCGAGUGCUUUAUGUGAGUUGGAAAUUAUAUUCUUUUUCUUUUUUA